GGUGAUGACAUACUGGUACCGAUUUUCAAGAACAAGGGCAAUGUGCAGAGCUGUAACAACUACAGAGAUUGAUGACCCUGACGUGAUCUGAACACCUCCUCACCACGGUGGAUAGGACCACUUGAUGGCCAGAAGCCAUCCCACUGUCAUUAAUGACGUCCACCGACAUAGCCCCGGCGUUGAUCGGGACCCGUGUCGCCCGGUUUGGCACCCCAUCUGACAUCUCCUCAGACCGGGGCUCACGGUUUGCAUCAGAGUUCUGGAACGCGGUCGCAGAGAGCAUAGGGGUGAAGUGCCACUGCACCACCGCAUACCACCCGCAGGCCAAUGGGGUGUGCGAGUGGUUUCAUCGCUCUAUAAAGGCCGUUCUGUGGGCCAGCCUCAAGGAGAGCAGCUGGGUCGACAGGCUCCCAUGGUCAUGCUGGGCCUCAGGACCACCCCUAAGGAGAACCUCCAGUCCUCAUCCACUGAAGUGGUUUAUGGACAGCCGCUGCAGGUCCCAGGGGAUUUCGUCCCCAACACCACAUCUCCCUGGUCUGCAGCCCAUCAAUGGACCACGCUCCUGGAUAACGCCAGAGCUUUUGCACCAGUCCCCACUUCGCAACAUGGCCUCCCACAAUCUCACAUCCCCGCAAGUCUGCAGUUGGCAGAAUAUGUUUCCAUCCACCAUCACGCCCACCGUGGACCCCUACAACCUCCCUACGACAGGCCGUUCCACGUCCUGGAGACCGGAAACAAGCACUUUGUUGUGGAAGUUGACAACAAGCCAGAGCACAUUUCAGCAGAUCGCCUCAAACCAGCUCACCUGGACUUGGAUCGAUCUGUUGGAGUUGCCCAGCCCCCACGGCGAGGGCGCCCUCCUACCCUGCCCCCACCCCCCAACAAGGCCCCUAAGGUUGCCCCACCACCCGCCCUACCCCCAUGCUGCCACAGGGUCCUUAAGGCCCCUCUUGUAGGCACCCCGGCCUCUGCACCUGUUCGGUGAAGCCGUUGCGACUGAGCCAUCCGCCCCCCUCCACGUUGACUUUAUUUAUUAUGGUGAAUUCUGGGGGGAUGUAUGUAGCAGAUUAUAUGGGCACAGUUCACUAUAAUUGGUAGAAACGGGCCCUUUAAGAGAGGGUUUCCGGGUUGAGAGGGGGGAGCGAGGACGUGGAUGGUUGGAGUAGCACCAUGUUGUAGAGAUGGUGAUUUUGUAUUGAAGAAUAAAUGACACGCGUUCAUAUAGUCAAUGAGAGAAAUUGUCCGUCUCCACUUUUCUGCAAUUUCCACACACUCAUCUUCUUGCCUUAACCUACAAUUAGUUGCCUUUAAAUGGAACACUUCACAACCUGUACUCUAUGGCGGGUUGGUUUCUGUCUCAAUGAAUUUACCAAGCACUGUUCUUUUUUUUUUUUAAUUGCCCCCCCCCCCCCCACCUUUUCUCCCCAAUUGUACUUGGCCAAUUAUCCCACU
Molecule: messenger RNA, 1452 nt
Organism: Lampris incognitus (smalleye Pacific opah)
Lineage: Eukaryota; Metazoa; Chordata; Actinopteri; Lampriformes; Lampridae
Exons: 2
Coding region: 413-985 (190 amino acids)
Biological process (GO): DNA integration
Molecular function (GO): nucleic acid binding
Source: RefSeq, a predicted model, not a curated record